Molecule: messenger RNA, 715 nt
Organism: Rhopilema esculentum
Lineage: Eukaryota; Metazoa; Cnidaria; Scyphozoa; Rhizostomeae; Rhizostomatidae
Product: ribonuclease P protein subunit p20
Biological process (GO): tRNA 5'-leader removal
Cellular component (GO): nucleus; ribonuclease MRP complex; nucleolar ribonuclease P complex
Molecular function (GO): nucleic acid binding
Source: RefSeq, a predicted model, not a curated record
CUGCCUCGAUUUCACACCACCUCGGAUGGCUGGGGCAAGUAAUGGCGGACGCAAAAGAUGCUGUUCUUGGUAAAUCGAAGCAAAAUAAGCAUAAUAAAUCAGGAGACAGAAGAACAAAAAGGGCUCCUCCUCGGCCUGUGAAGUCUAAAAAUACUAUUCUUGUCCAUAGAAAAUCAGAUUUUAAAACCCAAUUAGAAAGAUGUCAGCGACUUUUAGACAAAGGAGAAGAUGAGCUACAAAUUCAUGGUCUAGGAGCAGCUAUUAACAGAUCCAUCAACAUGGCAUUGCAGUUGCAACUUAGAGCAAAAGGAACUUUAAAAUUAAUCACCACAACAUCAACAGUUGAUUUAGUGGAUGACUUUGAGCCAGUGCAUGAGGAAAUAGAUCCUUACGCGAAAUCACGAUCAUGUUCUGCAAUUCAUAUUAUUUUGAGAAAGAUUGCGAUUGAAAAGCUGAUUGCAGAAAAAACAAAAUGAAGAAAUCAUUCAAACCAAAGCCUACCAGCCCUGCUGAGAUUCAAGACUUGGAGCCUAUACAAAAAUACAGGCUGGUAAAAACUCAGCAAUAUGGACAUAAUUUAUCAUAAUUUGUCAAAUUUUAUACAGUUAAAUGUAAAUAUACAACAAAUUACAUGAAAUCUUGCAGUUUGACUGUUCUUCUAACAGCAUUGCUGUAGCCUUCAUUAAAUUUAAACCAAACUUGUGUGUUUACCAAA